UGACCAUUUUAUUUUAUUAUUUCCAUAAAAUUGCAGUCACCUGUGCUCAUAGGAGGAAUUAACUGUGACCUUUCACCCCGUACUGGAGCAGGAUGUAGGCCGAGUGGAAGCUGCCUGAUUAGUUUCUCGGUUUGCCUUCUAAAGAGAAAUAAUCUCCAGAAAAUCCGUGCUCUGUUAACAAAAAAAAAAAAACAUGCAGCAUCUACUGUCCUUCGUCUUUUUGAACCUGGCCGGAUUGUGUUUUUCAGCAGCUCCUCCGCCAACAUCAGCCCCAAUUUUCUCUAAACCGUUUGUAGUUAUAUGGAAUGCUCCGAUCUACAGAUGCAAUCAACUGCAGGUCCCUCUGGACUUGGAUGUGUUUCAUGCUAUUACCACACCUCAACGUGUGCCUAACCAAGUGCUGACCCUCAUGUAUUAUAACAGAUUGGGGAUUUUUCCUUACACUGACCUCUACAAUUUCACACAGUACAAUGGUGGCAUUCCACAGAAGGGAAACCUAAACGCCAGUCUUCAAAAAGCCCAGAAAGAGUUUGACUAUUACAUUCCAUCCUCCGUACCUGGCCUGGCUGUCCUCGACUGGGAGGAGUGGUUUCCCUUGUUUGACCGAAAUGCAGAUUUAAGAGAGAUCUAUAAGGCACUGUCCAUAAACUACACCCUGCAGGAGAAUCCCUUUCUUUCAAGCAAAGAAGCUACGUUAAGAGCCAGGGAGGAUUUUGAGAAAGCUGCCAGAAGAUUCAUGGAAGAAACAUUAAAGUUAGGACUCUCACAAAGGCCAAAUUUCCUCUGGGGCUUUUAUUUGUUUCCUGACUGCUACAACUAUGAUUUUUUAAACCCAAACUAUACUGGAAAAUGUCCAAAAAGUGCCAAUGUAUUGAAUGACAAACUUCAGUGGCUAUGGGAGAGAAGCACUGCAUUUUUUCCAUCAGCAUACAUGCCAGUUUCUGUAAGUAAAACCCAGAAAGCAGCUCUGUUUGUCCGACACAAGGUGCUAGAAGCAAUGAGAGUUGCACAUUUGUCACAACGCCCCUACUCUGCUCCCAUUUAUUUGUAUCUACAACUGCUUUUGCGGGAUCAAAAUGGCCUGUACAAAGAUGAGGUUGACCUGAUUCGGAGUAUUGGUGAGAGUGCAGCGCUGGGAGCCGCUGGAUGUGUGCUCUGGGGCUCUAGCUAUUAUUUUAAUGACAAGGAAUCAUGCAAAUCUCUUUCUGCAUACUUGUCAAACACGCUAAAUAAGUAUGUCGUCAAUGUUACGACUGCAGCCGAACUGUGCAGUGACCUGCUUUGUCAAGGUAAAGGACGCUGUGUCCGUAAAAACUAUGAUUCAGACGACUACCUUCACCUGAACAUAACCAACUUUAAAAUACAGAAGAUUGAUGGGAUGUUUAAAGUCUUUGGGAAGCCUUCCAUCACUGACCUCCGUGCCUGGGCUUACACGUUCACCUGUCAGUGCUAUGAGGACAGUAAAUGCAGGGCUCAGUUUGGUAACAUUUAGGAAUGUAAUUAUGAUUAUAGAUCAUUUCUGCUGGUAUUUAUGUAUUUUCACACAGGUUUCUUAUUUGUUUGUGCUGUUUUGCUUCAACAAGUAAACCCUCUGAAACUUA
This is a messenger RNA of Silurus meridionalis, 1601 nucleotides long. Its product is annotated as hyaluronidase PH-20-like. Gene Ontology annotation, biological process: hyaluronan catabolic process; carbohydrate metabolic process. Lineage: Eukaryota; Metazoa; Chordata; Actinopteri; Siluriformes; Siluridae. The transcript has 4 exons. Gene Ontology annotation, molecular function: hyalurononglucosaminidase activity. The coding region runs from base 194 to 1492 and encodes 432 amino acids. Gene Ontology annotation, cellular component: acrosomal vesicle. The record is from RefSeq and is a predicted model, not a curated record.